Molecule: messenger RNA, 2299 nt
Organism: Calidris pugnax (ruff)
Lineage: Eukaryota; Metazoa; Chordata; Aves; Charadriiformes; Scolopacidae
Gene: SLC35F2
Product: solute carrier family 35 member F2
Exons: 8
Coding region: 9-1199 (396 amino acids)
Biological process (GO): transmembrane transport
Cellular component (GO): membrane
Molecular function (GO): transmembrane transporter activity
Source: RefSeq, a predicted model, not a curated record
GCGGCGGCAUGGAGGCGGCCGGGGACCCGCCGCCCGCUGCUGCUGCCGCCCACCCCGGGGCCGCCGAGGAGCCGUACGGGGCCGCCGCCACCGCCGCCCCUGUCCCUCGUCGCCGGCUGCUGGCGCUGCUCGGGGCCAAGCUCUGCACCUGGCAUAUUUUGAAAACAAUAAUUCUGGGCCAGAUGCUCUCCUUGUUUAUCUGUGGGACUGCUGUUACAAGCCAGUAUCUAGCAGAAAAAUACCAAGUGAAUACUCCAAUGUUUCAAAGUUUUAUCAACUAUUCUUUGCUGCUCCUAGUUUAUACACCAAUGCUGGCACUUAGGACUGGCAGUGACAGUCUUUGGCAAAUUUUGAAACAGCGGUGGUGGAAGUAUUUUUUUUUGGGACUGGCUGAUGUUGAAGCCAAUUACAUGAUUGUAAAAGCCUACCAGUACACGACCCUCACAAGUGUGCAGCUGCUGGACUGCUUCGGGAUUCCGGUGCUGAUGGCUUUGUCGUGGUUCGUUCUCCGUGCAAGAUACCGGCUGAUCCAUUUUCUUGCUGUGGCCGUCUGUUUGCUGGGUGUAGGAACAAUGGUGGGUGCAGACAUUUUGGCAGGGAGGCCGGACAGCGAAGGUAGUGACGUGGUGAUUGGAGAUGUCUUAGUGCUUCUUGGUGCUUCUUUGUAUGCCAUUUCUAAUGUGAGUGAGGAAUACAUUGUGAAAAAUCUGAGCAGAGUGGAGUUUCUAGGAAUGGUGGGCUUGUUUGGGACUAUUAUCAGCGGUCUACAGCUAGCCAUUGUGGAACAUAGGGAGAUAAUGAGAAUUCAAUGGAACUGGAAAAUUGCACUGCUGUUUACAGCCUUUGCCCUGUGUAUGUUUGGGCUGUAUAGCUUCAUGCCAGUAGUGAUUAAAGUUACCAGCGCAACCUCGGUCAACCUGGGUAUUCUGACUGCGGAUCUCUACAGUCUGUUCUUUGGGCUUUUCCUUUUUUACUAUAAGUUUUCAGGUCUUUAUAUCCUGUCCUUCAUUAUCAUCAUGGUGGGCUUCACCUUGUAUUGCUCCACUCCAACUCGGACAGCAGAACCCACCGCCUUGCCACAGCCCGGCAGCACCGGCUUGGACAACGCUGCACUGAAGCUGGAGGAGAACGACAGUGAAGCUCCGGCCGUAACUGUACAGUUCACAAGAGGAGAGACUGUGGUGGUCAGCACCGAUUAAAGAAAUGGCAGCACUUCAAAAUAGAGCUUUUUUUUUUUUUUUUUAACUGCCAAAUUUCCCUCAAAUAUUAAUCUGGAGAAUUGUUCUACUGCCGAGGCAUAUGUCAUGCUGCGCUGGUUUUAAUGCACUGGAUAGACUUUUGAGGCCAGACCCUCAAUCAGUGAAACUGUAUUGAUUUACCCUUGCAGAAAAUCUGGCCCUUAGAAGAAGAGAGAGUAGUAUUUAUAUGGAGUCUCUGGGCAGUGAGAGACUGUUCUUUUUAAAUGCUUAAUUAACUUAACAGCAAAUGCUUGGGGAAAAAAACUAAGCCAAAGCAUGCUCUCAGGUCACUAACUGGGGCAAAUAUGUUUUAUAUUGCAUUAGGGAACCAAAUCUGCAAGAUGCUAUCAGAGGGCUUUGUGGUUCCCACCCUGCAGUGCUGGGUACCCUCAGAUAGCACCUUGCAAAAGCUUCUCACGGGGUCUAGUUCUGCAACCUGUGUUACGCACAUACACCUUCCAUGUGCUGAGGGACUUCAUUCCUCCACUGGAGGAUUUGCUCCUGACAUUCCACCCAGGUGUUCAUCUCUUCAUAUUGCUGCACUCCCUGGUGCAGCUGGGGUUGCUAAAAGUAUUUUGUUUCGAAUUUUUCUAGUACGGGAAGUUUGAAUCUGGUUUUUUUGUAAUACCUUUUUUUUCUCUCUCAAUGACGUGUUGUUUGGUGCAUUCCCACUAGGUGGAGGGUAUUUUUUCUGGAUGAGACAGCAGGAGGAUUUAAACUGAAGUUUACUUCUCAGUGAAUUUCCCCUUGAAACGGGACAUAUUUCUGCAGAAAGAUUUGAAUAAAAUUGGCAUUUCUUAAAAAAAAAAAAAGGAAACAUUUUAGCCAAUCCUCAUUGCAACAAUAAUGGUGUCAUCUCCAAAAGGUUAAGUAGAUUCAGUAGAUUCAUUGGCACUUUUCCUCCCCCUCUUCAUGUUUCCAGUAAAUGAUUAAAAAAUAUGAGGCUGCAGUUUUAACAUCAGUAAAACCAUACUGGGAUUUUAUUUUUUUUAUUUUUUUGUACAAGCCUUCAUAGCUCAGGUGUAUGAAGUAACAAAAGAAUAAAGUUUUCAGCAGCUGAA